UUUGUAAGAUGAAUUAUAAAGUUAUCAUUAUUAGUAUGUUUUAUUAAAGAAUAUAGUUGCACAAGGCUAAGAUAAUUUCAGAACAAUAUAAAAAAGUGUUGGGCAAACAUGUUGAACUGUCAUUAUGACGCGUAAGUGUGUACUGUGCAAGGAAACCAAUUACAGAAAUACUUAUAGCUUCUUCUCAGCACCAAAAGAUCCAGAGACACGUAAAAAGUGGCAAAAUGCUAUAGCCAUUGAAAAUUAUGCUGUUACUGAUGAUACAUAUGUUUGUAGUAAACAUUUUCACAAAGACGAUAUCAUUACACAUUGGGUUAGUGGAGUACCACCACAUGUUAUAACUAUUAAGUAUAAAAAAUGCAGAUUAAGACCUGGAGCUGUUCCUGGAAAGAGCUAUCAUCUCAAAGAAAAUAUACGUGUUCAAGAAAAUUUGGAUGAUCCUGAUAGCAGUAUAAAUAAAUUUGAUAAAAUAAAUACUAUAAAAGAGGAAGAAACAGAUUUUCUCAUACCCAGAACUGAAAAAAGAUUACAGAUAAAUAAUGACGAAAGUUAUAAAAUUACAUCUUUACAUUAUCAGUUUUCUCAAGAUUUUAAUGGUUAUAACUAUAAUUCUAUGGAAAAUUCUUUAAACAAAAUUAAAUUUUCAGAAAAUGGCUCAAAUGUAAAUAAUAUAUAUUAUGUUGGACCUCAAAUUAAAGAAUCUUCAGAAUAUAAUUUAAAUCAAAUGAAACAAAAUAAAUCGAUAAAUUUAAUGGAAAAAAAUGUUAUUUCUAAUAUAAAUUUGAUAGAAAAUAAAGACAGAAAAGAAAAACAAAAUCAAAUACCCAAAGAAGAUUUUUAUUGCAAUACAUCCAAGAAAGUUUUAGAGUCAUCCUCUAAAAAUUAUAUUUUUGAUGGACAUGAAACAAUGGUAUGGAAACAUAAAACAGUCAAAAAAGAUAUUCCAAAGGAAGAACUAAUAGAUAAUAAUUUUAAAGCAACAGAGAAUGUAUAUAUAAAAAACCAAAUAGUACACAAUUUAAAUUAUAAUCAGUUAGAUACAUACUACCCUAUGUUUAAUGAAAUUAAUGAAAAUGAAAUGUUGUUUGAAGAUUUACUUGAAGUAUGUACAGAAGUAUUAUUACCACGUGGUUGGUCUUGUUUAGUAACAUCAAAGGGUCACACAACAACGAUUGUAUAUUUAUAUAUGGGAAUGACAAAAAGUGGAAUGCCUUUCACAGAAAAACAAGUGUUCAUAAAAAGUGAUUUAAUGUUGCAUUGUGCUGUUGAAAAUAGGGAAAUUAAUCCACUUAUUCACAACCUCAUAAGAGAAGGGAAACAUUUAAAAAUACAAAAUUUACUAGAUAUAGAAGAAGUUAUUGACGAAUUUAAUCAAAGAACUAUCUGUCAAGGUAUAUACACCACAGAAAGAUUCCAAAAUAUUAAUCGUAUCAUAGUUGCUUAUAAAGAUGGUAUAAAAUGGAGACACGUUUUAUGUCCAUUAAUUGUGAACAAUGAUUCAUUGAGGUGUACAAAAUGUAUUUCUCUAUCUCAUACAUUACGAUACAAAUCGAAAAAUCUUAUAUUUCCUCACAAUUCUUCGAUACUUAAAAAACAACAGCAGAAUGUAGAUUCAAUUCAUCAAAGAUAUAAACGUGUAAGAAGACAAGAUCAUGGAUAUGGAUUUAUAAAAGUAUUCAAACAAUAG
Molecule: messenger RNA, 1687 nt
Organism: Eufriesea mexicana
Lineage: Eukaryota; Metazoa; Arthropoda; Insecta; Hymenoptera; Apidae
Exons: 4
Coding region: 125-1687 (520 amino acids)
Molecular function (GO): sequence-specific DNA binding; protein binding
Source: RefSeq, a predicted model, not a curated record